This is a messenger RNA of Cryptomeria japonica (Japanese cedar), 2023 nucleotides long. RefSeq lists its product as uncharacterized. Bases 110 to 1618 code for a protein of 502 amino acids. The record is from RefSeq and is a predicted model, not a curated record. The transcript is spliced from 9 exons. NCBI's taxonomy places the organism in Eukaryota, Viridiplantae, Streptophyta, Pinopsida, Cupressales, Cupressaceae.
UUUUUUGCUUUUUCAGCCUUUCGAUAACCUUUUUACUCAUUUCAAAUCAGGACUUCCUCGGCUGUCGUACCAAAGCGGAGAUUUUUCAUGCGACCGCCAUAUUCAUGUUAUGACAUGGCAAUCAGCAGCACACGCAAAAUUUUCUGUUUUUUUAAUCUCCUUAAGAACCUUUACACAUUUACAGUGUGACUCAAGAGUCGAUUUCAGUAGCGAUUUGGAGACGGUUGAAAAGAUUACAGAGCUAAAAAUGGAAGCCAAAAUGUGGCUUGUCGUAGUCUAUUGCUUGGUGGGUAUUUCACAGUCAAUAGUUCUGGGGUCGCCAAAUUUAGCAGUAGCUCCUCUCUCCAGAAUUGCCUUUGGGUCCUGUGCUAACCAGAGUGCACCUCAGCCAAUUUGGGAUGCAAUAUCAAGAUUCAAUCCACAUCUCUUCAUUUGGCUGGGAGACAAUAUCUAUGCAGAUGAAAAACUGGCGGCAAAAAUUAUUGGAAAAGAGAGGACAGUUGGUCCCUGGAAAAACACACAAAGAUUUCUCCCAGUUUCUGAUAAAGAAAUGAAGUUUAAGUAUGAUCAGGCCAAGACUAAUCCUGGUUAUGCAUGGUUGCGAAGCAAAACUCAGGUUAUAGGAACUUGGGAUGAUCAUGAUUAUGGAUUAAAUGAUGCUGGAAAGGAAUAUCCUAAUAAAGCUAUAAGCCAAAAGCUUAUGUUGGAUUUCUUGGAUGAAGCCUCAAAUAGUCCAAGACGUAAACAAGCAGGAGUGUAUGCUUCGUAUUUGUUUGGACCUGUUGGAAAACAAAUUAAGGUGAUUCUAUUGGACACUAGAUACCAUAGAGAUUCGUUAUUUAGCAAUGGAGAAAUGUUAGGAGAAACACAAUGGACUUGGUUAGAGAAAGAGUUAAAGGGUAAUGGGGCUCAAAUUACAAUAAUUGCGUCUUCCAUUCAGGUUGUGUCCAAUUUUUCUGCUGUGGUACAACCUCUAUUUCAUGUGGAAUCAUGGACACACUUUCCAAAGGAACGUGAUCGCCUUUUCAAACUUAUUGCAGAUAGUAAUCAAACUGGAGUUAUUUUUAUAAGUGGGGAUAUUCACUUUGGUGAAAUUACAAGAUAUGACUGUGGAGUUGGCUAUCCACUUUAUGACAUAACUUCAAGUGGGCUUACUCAGGCAGUAGAAUAUGCUGUCCCACCUUCAAUGUCUUUUUUGGUUAGAGUUGCAGCAUUGUUGACUCCUAGUACCAUGAGAGUGUUUGGGAAACAUUGUCGAUAUAAAUCAUGUGUAUAUGUUUCAGGCAAGCCAAAUUUUGGAGCAAUUCAAAUUGACUGGAAUGCAAAUCCAGUUGUUAUCAAAGUGGAAGUGAGGGAUGUACAUGGAGAACCUGUUAUGGAUGCUCAUAUUUUACUGUCAGAACUACAAAAUGGUGUUCUGAGGAAAACAAAUUUAAAAGUUGGUGAGAUAAGACAUCACUGUUCUCUUGAAAUGGAUCUUCCUUGGCGUGUAAGAUACCGUCUUGCAGCCACUUUCUAUGGAAUGAUUGCAGUUAUUUUGUUUCUGGCUUUGGCAUUGCUGGUAGUUUUGGCAAUGGCGGUCUAUAAAUUCUUUUUACAGAAGGCCAAGACCGAAUAAAGGACUUUCUUCACAGUCAACAAUGAGCAAGCAAAUCAAUAUUCAAAGUUGAAGGAAAACCUGAAUCAGUUACAAAUGUUGAAGAUCCCAGCAUUGGAAGGUAGAUAGGACAUUGAUCCCUAUGUUAUUUAGCACCACCUUGAGGUUGAAGGGGCUAUAUGAAAGAUCACUUUUAUGAGGCACUGUGCACCCAAAGAUAUUUUUGAAAACAUUUGAAAAGCAGCACAUGAUAGCUGCAAAUACUACUGUAUCACAAGGAUUCAAUUUCAUUCAAGGAAAGCUGUUACAGAAAAUCUUUGUACAAUAUUAAUUUCUCUGAUUUUGUAAUUUGAACAAUAUGUAAUUUCUUUGGUUUUAUUUACCUCAACCAUGUUCUACGAAGUUACCAAAAUGUUUAUAUUCGGU